AUGGCACCAAGCCACCUCCUCCGGGCAACAAUGCCUCUCCGAGCCUCAAUCACCACACCUCUGUCCCUGACACGCCCCUCAAUCCUCCAAUCAACCACGUACCUCGCCACGCCCCUCCGCAAUGCCUCAACAACCACCCCAACCCCCACACAGCCCAAGACCACCGGCACAGAAACACAAGCGCCCUCCCGACUGCGCAACUACGCCUCUGCCCUGAAAACCGGCACCGUAGUCUCCGUCGGCCGCAUGGACCGCACAGUGCGCGUCUGCCACCGCCACACAUUCUGGGACCGACACAUCCGCAAGUUCUACCCACAGGAAACGCACUACCUAGUCUCCGACCCACGCAACUCCCUGCGCCAAGGCGACAUAAUCGAGUUCUCGUCCGGCGCGCCCAAGAGCCGAAACGUGCACCACGUUGUCGAGCGCAUCAUCACACCUUUUGGCCAGGCCAUUGCAGACCGUCCUGCUGUGUUGUCGAAGGAGGAACGUGAGGCUGAGCGUGAGAAGCGCUGGGCGGCCAAGUAUCUGCGUCGUGAAUCGAAACGACUUGGUCGCGAGGUGGAUCUUGUGCAGGAGGCGGCUAAGGCGGGUGUACCUGUUCCCAAGGGGGAGGUGCUCUCUACUGCGCAGUUGAUUCAUCGCAUUCAUGCGGAGAAUGAGCGGGUUGGGAAGGUUAAGAAGAUUGUGCAGGAAAGAGUCGCGGAGGGUGAGAGGAUUAUGCAGGAGAGAGUGAAAGAGGCUGAGCACUGA
Penicillium egyptiacum is the source of this 753-nucleotide messenger RNA. The record is from the annotation of a GenBank genome assembly. NCBI's taxonomy places the organism in Eukaryota, Fungi, Ascomycota, Eurotiomycetes, Eurotiales, Aspergillaceae.